This is a messenger RNA of Pistacia vera, 1059 nucleotides long. RefSeq names its product flavanone 3-dioxygenase 3. NCBI's taxonomy places the organism in Eukaryota, Viridiplantae, Streptophyta, Magnoliopsida, Sapindales, Anacardiaceae. The transcript has 3 exons. The record is from RefSeq and is a predicted model, not a curated record. The coding region runs from base 1 to 1059 and encodes 352 amino acids.
AUGGAAAACCGCGAGAAUUCAAGUUCAUUAGCAAUGGGAAAGAGCGCGCAGGAGAUGGGCUUGCCAUAUGUACCGGAGUGCUACAAAAUUCCAUCUUCACAUCGUCCAAUUUUGACACCUGAGACCGUUGAUAUGCCUGUUAUUAAUUUUGCUAGGUUGAGGCAGAGUGAGGAACAACGAUCAAUGGUCAUCAAAGAACUUGGAAAUGCUUGUCGUCACAUGGGUUUCUUUCAAAUUGUGAAUCAUGGAAUUUGCCAAUAUAUACUAGAUGAAGCGCUUUCUUCGGCAUUUGAUUUUUUUAAGUUACCAGCAGAAGAGAAAGUGAAAUUCAUGUCUAACGAUGUGUACAAGCCAGUCAGGUAUGGCACAAGCUUGAAGGAUAGAAUUGACAAAAUCCAGUUCUGGAGGGUCUUCCUUAAGCAUUAUGCACAUCCUCUUGAUGACUGGAUUGAUUCAUGGCCCCAGAAUCCUCCUAAUUAUAGGUAUGUUAUAGGGCAUUAUUGCGUAGAAGUGAGGAAAUUAGCCUUGGAAUUAAUGGGUGCAAUUACUGAGAGCCUCGGAAUUGUUCCAACCUAUUUAGCCAAAAAAAUCAAUGAAGGAAUGCAAGUAAUGACAGUCAAUUGUUAUCCACCGUGCCCACAACCAGAUAUCGCACUAGGUUUGCCACCGCAUUCGGAUUAUAGCUGCUUCACCAUUCUUCUUCAGAGCUCGCCGGGUCUCCAAAUUUUGGACUCAAAAAAUGGCAAAUGGAAAUCGGUUCCCGAAGUUCAUGGUGCCCUAGAAGUCCAUAUUGGAGACCAUAUUGAAGUGCUAAGCAAGGGCAUUUACAAGAGUGUUGUGCAUAGGGCGACUCUGAAUAGUAAAAGGACUAGAAUAUCGCUUGCUAGUUUACAUAGUUUGGAGUUGGAAGAGAAAAUAGAAACGGCUAAAGAGCUAGUGGAUGAACAAAAUCCGAAGAGAUAUAAAGAAAGUAGCGUCAAGGAUUUUCUGAAUUUUAUCUCCAAGAAUGACAUUGGCGAGGGGAAAAGUUUCAUGGAUACACUGAAGAUGAAGAAUUAA